UGGGGAGAUCGCGCGGAAAGGCUUUUGUGUCGCGAUCGGUCGUUAGUAGCUGUUAGUUGUCGUUUCACUUUCGUUCGGUUCGGUGGUUGGCACUCCAUAUCCCGUCUGGUUCAGGUGGCUGUUGAUGGCUAAAUUUGGAAUGGUUUGCGAUUCUUAGAACAGAGAAGACACGAGAUUUCCUGGCAGAUCAUCUAGAAGGGUUUUUAGACAUUGGGGGAUUCGCCUUGUUUGGAUUGGCAUCUUCAGGUGUUCAGUAGCUGAUAGUUUGCAGUUAAGUGAUAUCCAUCCGAUUUAAGAAACACAAAUGCGUCCAAUCAAUCGAAACCGCCGCGAGUGUGAAAAGGCUUAAAAUUGGCCCAAAUCAGAGAAAAGAAAAAAAAAACGCAAAUCAAUCGAUCGCGGCCUAGGAGGCCCGAUUGGAUUUCCUCAGACGCAGUUUUCCUCCACUCCGUUAAUCAAACGUGUGAGUGUUUUGAUGGUGUAGUGCGAUUUGGCAACGUGUCUGCCACAACCUCCAAAACUAGGCUAAAUUUGUGCUGACGACCGCGACAACAAAAGGGUGGUGCAAGUUUUCAAAGUUUGUAAACCGUUCGAAAGCCGGACAACGAAGAAGCGACGUUCGUGAGUUCGUCAACUGAAAUUUCUCAUCCAUCGUCCAGAAUGAGCGUCGCGGAGAACUUUACGAACUUCUCCUCCGGAUCCCGGUUCGUGUUCCAGAUGGCCGUGGAGGAGUACCACACCGGGCGGAACUGGUCCGGUCUGGUCGAUCGCUAUUGGUUGAUCGUCGAAGAGCUGAUUGCAGAUCCUCGUGCCAAAAGUCUCCCAUUCAUGGACAACCCGCUGCCCACGCUGGGAAUGAUGAUCUCCUACCUGCUGUUCGUGCUCUGGCUCGGCCCACUUUACAUGCGAGACCGGAAACCGAUGGACCUGCGGAGAGUCAUCAUCUUCUACAACAUGUUCCAGGUGCUUCUCAGUGGUUACAUGUUCUACGAGCACCUGAUGGCAGGAUGGCUGCAGGGAUAUAGUCUCACGUGCCAAACGGUUGACUACGACGACGGGCCACUGUCCCGGCGGAUGUUCAACCUGUGCUACGUGUACUACCUCUCGAAGCUAUCCGAGUUCGCUGACACGGUAUUUUUCGUGCUCCGGAAGAAGCAGUCCCAGAUCACCGAUUUGCACGUGUACCAUCACUCGCUGACACCGAUGGAGGCGUGGAUUUUGACCAAGUUCAUUGCCGGUGGCAAUGCGACUUUCCCGAACGUAAUCAACAAUUUCGUGCAUGUGUUGAUGUACUUCUACUACAUGCUGUCGGCGAUGGGACCCCGCUACCAGAAGUACCUUUGGUGGAAGAAGUACAUGACAGAGGUUCAGAUUAUCCAGUUCAUUCUCUGCAUCGCUCACUGCAUCAACGCCCUCGUAUCGGGUUGCCCGUUCCCCCGAUUCAUCUCCACGCUGCUGCUCAUCAAUGCCAGCAUCUUCCUGGUGCUGUUCAUGAACUUCUACAUUCAGAGCUAUAAACGCAAAGCUGCCAUCGCCAAAACCAACGAAUCGUCCAAGGUCCAAGAAGUUACCGAGGCCGAUAAACUACCCAUUGAAGAAACGACAACAACCACAACCUCAACUCCAACGGAAAUCAACAACAACUCCAUCGAAUCGAUGGAAUCAUUGCUGGAGAAAUCCGACAAAGCACUACCUCCUCAUCCACCAGCCCAAAAAAGCCUGGAUAGUAGCGAAACUUCGGAGCUGAGCUCCCUUGAAGAACCUGCUUCACCCGGCUGCGUUGACGAAACGAUAGCCGACUACAGUUUGCAAACCGAACUGCCCAAGGAUGUGAUAGAAUCGACGGAAGGACUUCGCCAACGGAUAGUUACGCUCGAACAGCUACAAUUCGUGCCAGAGCCUCCGAGUGGAGUCGAAGAGUUGGCGAAGUAGUUCACCGCGCUAGGAUCUAGGCUAAUUAACAAUUUCGGUUAAGCUUUCGUUUUCGAAAAUGCUGCUGCUAUGAAGAUCAUUCACAGAUGUAUGUAGUAUAGGUUCAAUGUGAGGGAGGAGGAGGUCCCGGCCGGCCAAAUCCGGAGUGUCUUCCGCAAACCGAACCAUUCCAUUCAUGUAGGUCAUAAUAUUUCUAGUCUGUAGAAAUUUCGUCAAACCGUAUCGUUUAGGUAAUACGUAGUGUACUUAACAAGUUUACUUAACCCGCAUUGCAUUAGUAGAGGCAUCCCCUCUCUGGCUCCCCAUCCCAACUGAUUAUUGCUCAAGUUUCCCGCUUCCAUCCAUAUUGCAUUACAUCAAUCAAGAAAAAAGAAAAACGCGAUGUACAUCUUAAAAAAGAGUAACUGAACUGACCAGCCAGCGCGGCCAAUGGAAGAAAACGAACAAAGUCGAAAAAACAAAUCGUUAUCUGAGGACAAUUUCCGACGCUGGAAAAUGCUCCCACCAGACGGAUGGUUGUGCAUUGUGUGUUGAGCCGAGCUCAAGUGAGGAAAAUGCAAUCAUGAAAAGGCAUACGAAAAUGUGAAUAUGUGAUUAACGUAUGAUCAAUAAGAUAUCGAAGAUUGUUAGGAGAUAGAUUGAGCAUAGGGUUGUAAUGUAAAUUUGGUAAUUUUAUAUCUAGCUGAGAAUCAAUGAUGAGGGAAGAUUGAAGACUAGAGAAACACACCCUCGGGAAGCCUUUGUAGUGAGAAUUUUUUUUCUAAUUGUAGAAAUAUGAAAAAAGUAUUGAAAAGAAACGAUGAAUAAAGUGUACUAUGGAAA
This is a messenger RNA of Aedes aegypti (yellow fever mosquito), 2754 nucleotides long. RefSeq names its product elongation of very long chain fatty acids protein 7. Lineage: Eukaryota; Metazoa; Arthropoda; Insecta; Diptera; Culicidae. Gene Ontology annotation, cellular component: endoplasmic reticulum membrane. Gene Ontology annotation, molecular function: fatty acid elongase activity. Bases 661 to 1932 code for a protein of 423 amino acids. The record is from RefSeq and is a predicted model, not a curated record. The transcript has 6 exons. Gene Ontology annotation, biological process: sphingolipid biosynthetic process; very long-chain fatty acid biosynthetic process; fatty acid elongation, monounsaturated fatty acid.